UCGGAUGAAUGUUUGUUAUUAUUGUUUAAUAGUGCUUAUUUAAUUAAAACAGAUUUAAUUCGACUACAAAUUGGACGAAAAUGAUAUCUUAUAAAUAACUUGGUGUUUUAUGUAAUAGAUAUAUAAUAUAAGUGUAAUAUUUCGUAUGAAGGUAUAUAGAAUGUCUUCGACCUAUUUGUGAAGCUUUGCGGAUAAAUAAUAAAUCUGCUAUAUUUAUAAAAAUCAAAGAUGCAUAUUUUGUGUACGAUAUGCAGUGAUCUCGUAAAUCAAGCUGAGAAUAUAUUUGUGACUAAAUGUGGUCAUAUUUUUCACCACCAUUGCCUGGUACAAUGGAUUGAAAGAUCAAAAACCUGUCCACAAUGCAGGAACAAAGUGACAGACAAAUGUAUGUUCCGUUUAUUCCCAACUAUAUCUAAUGAGAAUAACAGUGAAGACGCAGCGACUUUGCAGUCCAGGUUAGACGAUGCCCAGCUGCAGCUGCGGCAACAACGAUCAAAGUUUAAGGAGAAGGAGGAUAAACUAGCCAUUCUUACGGCAGACUUGAAGAGACAAGAUGAUCUUCUAAAAUCAUAUGAGAAGCGGCUGGUUAGCUUUGACUCCAAGGUGCUGGCUCUUAGGGAACAGCUGGAAAUAUUAAGCGUACAGAACAGAGAACUGCAUAAAGUGAAAGAAGAAAAUUUAAACUUGACUAAGAACAUGCAAACACUUAAUGGUCUGCAAAGAGUGCUAAAUGCAACGAGUGAAGAUGUAGAACAGAUGUUGCACAGCUACACUGAUGUCAAAACUAUUGCUACAUUUGCCACGGCUCUUAAGAGAGCUCUAUGUGACUCUGAGACAAAGAAGAAUGAGACUCGAGACAGGCUGCACAUGGCCAAACAGCAGCUAGCUUUGGAGAAGAAGACUGUUGCUGAUCUGCAGAACCAAGUCGUAAAACUAGAAGACGACCUGCACCAAGCUCAAAACAGAUAUGACUCACUGAACAGUAAAUAUGAAACUCUUCAAAAUGAAAAGGAAAUGACAGAUUUAAAUAAUCAGUUGAUAAAGAAGACGGCUGAUGUAAUAGAGGUGCCCCAAUCUCCUCUCCAAUCACUCAAUGACGCCAUCUUGGAAACUCCCAGCAAUAAUACUAGCUUUAACACUCUGGUCCAUGAUAUUGAAAACUCAGACUCUCCCUACUUAAAUUUGAAGCAGGGCAACUUAUUCUCUGUGGCAGUAUUACAACGACAACCAUUAAAACUUUCUGAAAAAGUCAAGCCAUCAGAAAACCUCUACCUCAAUUCUAUAAAGAACGCAACAAUGAAACGCUUGGGAGAAAAAUCUAAUUCACUCAACUCAAAACACAGCAUCUUUCAUAAAAAGGAGGCAAUGAAGAUUGAAUCCCUUGACGACAAAGUUGGUGGCAGUUUGGACAUAUCCUAUGACGGUUUAGGGGGCCACUCAAAGCUAGACACAUUCCCAGUCCCUAACAGGACCCCAGUCAAAAGCUGUAUCCCCAAAUUGUCUGCUAAACACAAACUCAAACGCCCCAAUCCAACUGGUAGUCAGGAUAUCGAAAAAAUGCUCAAAAAAAUUAAAAAAUAAUAGUGUUGAUCGCUAUAGAAACUCUUUGAAAUACCCAGUGUAAGUACAUCACUAUUAUUAUGUUACCAUUUGCAAAAAUGUUGCGUUUAUUUAUUGUUUAUGGUAAUACUGUCGCAUUUGUUAAGUAGUUAUUUAAUUGUAUUAUUUUUAUUGGUAUUAUAAUGUUAAUGAUUAAGGGUUCUCACCAAAUGUUUGAUUAUUAAGUUGCAUUCAUAAUUUUAUUUUAGCUAUUGUAUAGUCUAUAUAAUUUUUUUAAUCUGUGGUUUCAUAAAGGUGAAAACAUACUCUUUUGCAACUAUUAUGUGUAAAAAUGAAUCUAAAUAUUUAAAAGUAGUAUUAAAGCUUUAAGAAUUUAACAGAUGUAAGAAAGACCUUGUAUUAGAAUUUAUGAAGCCUUUUUAAUGAUAGUGGGUAAAAACCUCAAGGACUGGACAUGCCCAAGUAAACAGCUUUAUCUCUAUUAAUGUUAGGAUAUAUUUAAAUACAUAAUUGCAUUUAUAAGAUAAGAAUUACACACUAUUUUAUUAGUUACCCACCGACUUAAAUAGCUGUUGGUCAUCGAAAGUAGUUAGGUAUGCUGUUUAUCACAUAUUAAAGCAGGCAGCAGUGACAAGGUUUGCAUAUAUUUAGACAGAAACGCUUAUAACUUCUUCUGGAUUCAUGAAAAACUAUUGGAAUGUUGUUAUUUCCUACUAUAUUGUGUAAAUUAAUAUGUGCCAACUACAUGGUAGUACUUGCUUCUUCUAAAGAUUGAGAAACGCCAGAAUGAAUGUUGUUUCUUUCUUUCACUUAUAAAAUACAUUAUAUUAAAAAGAGAUAAUAGUACUAAAACGCGUUUUGUAAUCUGUUUAUUGACAUAAUGUGCAAAAAAUCAUAAAAAAAGUAUUGAUAUUCAGUCUAAUAGGAUUCCUAAAGUUUAUGUUAAUUGUCUAGCUUUUGAAAUACAAGCAGAAGGUUACUUAUGGUACAGAUUACCAGCGGAUUUCCCUAGCUUAGUAUGCUAUUUUGAUUCCCAACUUUAUUAUUUGGUAAGAAGGUCGAAAAUCCAUUGAAGAAAUUUGACAGGUUAGAAUGAUGGUUGAAUUGUGAUUGAAUGUAAGCCAAAUGUGAAUGGUAAAUGCACUACAAUAAUGCCUCUUCUUACUCACAAAAUAAAGACUGUAGUGCAUUUUACACCUUUGAUAGUUAUAAGUAUAUUUUUGAUAUGGGUUGAAAAUAUUUGGGUGGAUGGAAGGUUGUGAAGAAAGAAGGUUCUAAUUGAGAAAUACAUUAAAUGUAAAGCAUGAAACUGCCUUUAGUAGGAUUAAGAUUGAUUGAGAAAUGUUCUAUCAAAAUGUUUAUAAAUAUUCUUUGCUGUUUGCAUAGUUACAUUGCUCAAAGUGCUAUAACUAAACGCGGGUUUAUUUAAAACAUUGUUAUGUUAAAGUAUGGGUAUUAAUAUAGGCAUGAUAUAAAUGUUUUAUGUAUGAAUUAUCAAAUACAACAACUUUGAAUUACUUUUGCAUUAAAGUGUAACUAUUCAAGAAAUAUUACAGGAAAUAAUGUAGCAACUCUCGGUAUGUUUCAAUUUUGUGUUGCCAGCUUCUGAUACUCAGAUGUUAAAUGAUACCUAUAAGUAAAAUACAAUACAACAUUUUUAGUGAACAUAUUACUGAAAUAAAAAAUGUUUUCUAGA
Spodoptera litura is the source of this 3256-nucleotide messenger RNA. RefSeq lists its product as uncharacterized. The record is from RefSeq and is a predicted model, not a curated record. Gene Ontology annotation, biological process: protein ubiquitination; replication fork processing. Gene Ontology annotation, cellular component: site of DNA damage; nucleus. Lineage: Eukaryota; Metazoa; Arthropoda; Insecta; Lepidoptera; Noctuidae. Gene Ontology annotation, molecular function: zinc ion binding; ubiquitin protein ligase activity.